AUGCUGGCCAUCAUCGCCGGCCUCAUCGCCCUCUACUUUCUCCUGGUGCGCCCCGUCUACAACUACUUUCGCCAUGCCGCCAACGCGCGCCGUCUGCACUGCGAGACGCCGCACACCAAGGUCAACAAACUACCGCUCGGUAUCGACCAUAUUCGCCGUCUGAAUGCGGCCGACAAGCGCGACAUGAUCUGCGAUGAGUUCAUGAUCAUCUACAAAGAAGAGGGCAGGUCCUCGUUCCAACACUGGAUCGGCGGCAAGCGCCAGAUCUUCACUGCCGAGCCCAGGAAUGUGCAGGCCAUCCUAGCCACGCAGUUCAACGACUUUGAGAUCCCCAAGAACAGGCAGGGCAGUUUCUGGCCGAUGCUGGGACAGGGUAUCUUUACUGCCAAUGGGCCGGUGUGGUCUCACUCGCGAGCCAUGUUGCGCCCCCAGUUCACGCGCCAGCAGGUGGCUGAUCUCGAGCUCGAGGAAACUCAUGUCCAGCAGCUGCUGAUGCACGUCAAGCCCGACACAGCGUCUGGCUGGACCGGCGCCAUCAACAUGGGCCCUCUGUUCUUCAGACUGACCAUCGACUCGGCCACCGAGUUCCUCUUUGGUCAGUCUGUCGAGUCGCAGCUGCAGGCCCUGCCCGGCGGCAUGUCGGGCGACCCCAACGCGUACAACUGGCGAAACCUGGCGCACCAUUUCGACAACGGCACCAAGCACCUGGGCUCACGAGGUCGGCUCUCCCACAUGUACCGACUGCACAACCCGCGCGAGUUCCAGGAGGACUGCCGUGAAGUGCACGCCUUUGCUGAUCACUUUGUGAAGCAAGCCCUGGAACGUGCAGACGCUGAAGAAAAAGCCGAAGCCGCCGGCGAGAAGACGCGGUACGUGUUCCUGCACGAGCUCAUCAAGGAGACCAAAGACCCGAUCGAGCUCCGCUGCCAGUUGCUGCACAUCCUGUUGGCUGGCCGUGAUACCACGGCUGGUCUGCUCGGAUGGACUUUCUUCCUGCUCGCGCGCCAUCCGCAGGUGUACAGUAAGCUGAGGACGGUUCUGGUCGAGGCAUUUGGCGAAUACGACUCUCCGCGUGACAUGACGUUUGAGCGGCUCAAGGGCUGCGCCUACCUGCAGCACGUACUGCAGGAGUCGCUCCGUCUAUACCCAUCAGUGCCGUUGAACUCACGCAUGGCCGUCAAGGACACCACUCUGCCGCUGGGCGGCGGGCCCAACGGGACAAGUCCUAUAUACGUGCGCAAGGGCGAAGAGGUCAACUACUCCGUGUACGUCAUGCAACGUCGCAAGGAUAUCUGGGGCGCCGACGCCGACGAGUUCAAUCCGGAGCGGUGGGUUUCACGCCGCACUGGCUGGGAGUAUCUGCCGUUCAACGGCGGGCCUCGCAUCUGUCUAGGCCAGCAAUUUGCGUUGACCGAAGCGGGCUACGUGACGGUCCGACUGGUGCAGUUGUUUGAUGAGAUUACGGCAAUCAAUCCGACUGAGCUAGAUAAGCAUCAGUACAGCGUCACGAGCGCGCCCAAGAGCGUGCUUGUCAACCUGCACAGUUCUAAAUAG
This is a messenger RNA of Talaromyces rugulosus, 1554 nucleotides long. RefSeq lists its product as uncharacterized. The record is from RefSeq and is a predicted model, not a curated record. NCBI's taxonomy places the organism in Eukaryota, Fungi, Ascomycota, Eurotiomycetes, Eurotiales, Trichocomaceae. The transcript is spliced from 2 exons. Gene Ontology annotation, molecular function: iron ion binding; heme binding; oxidoreductase activity, acting on paired donors, with incorporation or reduction of molecular oxygen, reduced flavin or flavoprotein as one donor, and incorporation of one atom of oxygen. Bases 1 to 1554 code for a protein of 517 amino acids.